UCGUCAAAACUGAUUGGACCUGUAAAUAGUGCGGGGGAACUUAGACAUUUUAAAUAGAAUUCUGAACCAGUUUGCAACUUGUAAAACAAAGAGCCAUGGCAUUGACUAACUUGAAAAAAGUGUUUUCCCUCUUUUCCCUGGUCGCGUUGGCCAUCUUACAUUCCUCAUUCGAUGUUGCAUCUCUUUCUGUGAAUGAAGAGGCAGAGAUGGAUGCUCUACUCAAUUGGAAAGCUAGUCUUCAAAAUGAGACACAGUCACCCCUGCCUUCAUGGACUCUCCUUCCUAAUAAUGCAACCAAUUCUUUGAGCUAUCAAAAUACAUGCUCAAGCUCAAGCUCAAGCCCAUGCAGUUGGUUCGGUAUUUCUUGCACCCAAGCAGGAAGUGUUACUACAUUAAACUUGACGAACUCUGGCUUGAAAGGUACGCUUCAUGAUUUUCCAUUCUCAUCUCUCCCUAGUCUUGCAUACCUUGAUCUCAGCAUGAAUGAGCUAUUUGGUACAAUCCCUCCUGAAAUUAGUCACCUCUCUAAACUCAAAUUUCUUGAUCUAUCCUUUAAUAACUUUUCGGGGGCAAUCCCACCGCAGAUUGGCCUACUGAUCAAUCUUGAGAUCCUGUCCCUAGCUGAAAAUCAAUUAAAUAGCUCGAUUCCUCCCGAAAUAGGCCAGUUAAAUUCUCUCAAUACCCUUUUAUUGUUUGCCAACAAUCUCCGUGGCUCCAUUCCUGCUUCUUUAGGUAAUUUGAGCAACCUGACUCACUUGUAUCUCAAUGAUAAUGUGCUUUUGAAUUCCAUUCCAGCAUCUUUGGGCGAUUUAAGCAACUUGGCUUAUUUGGCCCUUUAUAAUAAUCUACUCUCUGCCUCCAUUCCACCAGAAAUUGGAAACCUUAGCAAUUUACUUGAACUUGAUAUAAGUAACAAUAGUUUAACUGGUCCCAUUCCUUAUAGUAUUGUAAACCUUGAAAUGCUAACAUUGUUGCAAGUGUUUGAAAAUCACCUCAACGGCUCCAUCCCCCCAGAAAUUGGAAAUUUAAAGUCCAUAACUACUCUUGAUCUCGCCAACAAUCAAUUAAGUGGUACUGUUCCAAUUUCCUUGGGUAAUUUAAGUUCCUUAGAAGUUCUAUAUCUUCGUGAAAACCAAUUUUCUGGUCCUAUUCCUCAAGAGAUAGGAAAUUUCACAAAGUUGACAACGCUGGUGUUGAAUACAAACCACUUUACUGGUUUUUUGCCUCAAAACUUAUGCCAAAGUGGAUCUCUCCAAAGCUUUUCUGCAUAUGACAACCAUCUCAUAGGUCCAAUACCAAAAACCUUGAAGACUUGCAUGAGUUUAAUUAGAGUCCGCCUUCAACAAAACCAACUCUUUGGGAAUUUAUCUGAAGAUUUUGGUGUUUAUAGAAACCUGCAAUACAUGGAUCUAAGUUACAAUAGAUUUUAUGGUGAAAUCUCUCACAGUUGGAGUAGGUGCCCGCAACUAGGCACCCUGCUGAUUGCUGGGAAUGGUAUUGGUGGUGGCAUACCACCUGAAAUUGGAAACUUCACUCAAGUCCAUGUACUUGAUCUUUCUUAUAAUCGGUUGGUUGGGAAGCUACCAAAGGAAUUUGGGAAGUUGACUUCUUUGUUGAAAUUGAAGUUGAAUGGAAACCAACUUUCUGGUGAUAUAUCUCCAGAGCUUGGAUCAUCGACAAAUCUUGAGUAUCUGGAUCUAUCCAGUAAUAGAUUUGACAACUCGAUCCCCAGAAUUAUAGGGAACUUUUUGAAACUACACUAUUUGGAUAUGAGCAACAACAAGUUUUGCCAUGAUAUUCCAAUUGAAAUUUGUAAUUUAGCUCAUUUGUCCCAGCUAGAUUUGAGUCAUAACUCGCUUGAAGGAAAGAUACCUUCACAAAUUGGCAAUCUUCAAAGCUUGGAGAUGUUGAAUUUCUCCCACAAUAACCUCUCUGGUUUUAUUCCAAUUGCUUUCGAAGAGAUGCAUGGUUUGUCAUAUGUGGACAUAUCCUAUAAUAAGUUGGGGGGCCCUCUUCCCAAUACUAAAGCAUUUCAAGAUGCUGGCAUAGAAGCACUACGAGGAAAUAAAAGGUUGUGUGGAAAUGUUACAGGAUUGCAGCCCUGUGUGGUAGGAAGACCAGUCUCAAAGACGAGACCCAAAAUCUUUUUGUUAAUCAUUUUCCCUCUUUUUGGAACACUAUCACUUGUAUUGAUGUUUCUUGGAGUUUUCCUCGUUUCGCAAAGAUAUAGGAAGGACCCUCAUAUAGAUCAAACGACUAACACACACAAUGAAAAAGUGUUUUCGAUAACAACUUUUGAUGGAAAAGCAAUGUACAAGGAAAUCAUUGAAGCAACACAGGGUUUUGAUGAUAUGUUUUGUAUUGGGAAGGGAAAACAUGGAACUGUGUAUAAAGCAACUCUAACAUCAGGAAACAUAGUGGCAGUAAAGAAACUCCAAUCCUUGUGUGAUGAUGAGAUUGUACAACAAAAAGAGUUCUUCAAUGAGAUAAGGGCAUUAACAGAAAUACGCCACCGAAACAUCGUAAAAUUGCAUGGCUUUUGUUCACAAUCACAACACUCGAUUUUGAUUUAUGAGUACUUUGAAAGGGGUAGCUUGGCCACAAUUUUGAGCAGUGAUGGAGGAGCAAAGGAGUUGAACUGGAAUAAGAGGAUGAAUAUCAUCAAAGGUGUGGCUCAUGCUCUAUCUUACAUGCACCAUGAUUGCUCACCACCAAUUGUUCACAGGGACAUAUCAAGCAAAAAUGUUUUGCUGGAUUUAGAUUAUGAGGCUCAUGUUUCAGACUUUGGCACAGCUAAGCUUCUUAAUCGAGACUCAUCCAAUUGGACUUCAUUUGCCGGUACAUAUGGAUAUGUUGCACCAGAGCUUGCUUAUACCAUGAAGAUAACUGAGAAAUGCGAUGUGUUUAGCUUUGGAGUUUUGGCUAUUGAAGUGAUCAAAGGAAGACAUCCUGGUGAAAUCACCUCCAUUCUAUCAGCUUCAUCCGUGGAGGAGAAUAUUUUGUUGAAAGAUUUGUUUGACCUACGCAUUCCACCUCCCAUGCUGCGGGCUGAGAAUCAACUGAUACUCAUCAUAAAGCUGGCAAUUGAAUGCUUGCGAGCGAAUCCAGAAUCUAGACCAACUAUGCACAUGGUCUCUCGGGUGUUAUCAAGCUGAAGUGCACUUUCUUAGAGCCAUCCACAGUCCGACUCUGACUAGGACAAGAAAGAACAUGAAAGAAUAUAAAUUUUAUAGGACACUAUAUUUUGUCAAAUUUAUUCUGCUGACCAGAUCUUUAAUUACGUACAAGUAUUAAUAAUGUGCUGCUGGAAACACAGAUUUAAGGGCAUUGUGAUUGUAUUUUUGAUUGGCUAUUUUGGUAUAUGCAUAAAUAAUUCAAAUGUAGUAAAAAAGAGAUUAAUGGUGAUCUUUUUGUUUUAGUCAUUUAUAUUCCAAUUGAGGCAUAUAAAAGGGUAGAUGGAAAAAUUUUAGUUAUAGUUUGCGCUUUGUUUGCAAGCCAAUUGUCAAUAACUGAUGGUAACAAUUCUUGUCUGCAAGAUG
Messenger RNA from Quercus lobata, 3539 nucleotides. Its product is annotated as MDIS1-interacting receptor like kinase 2-like. Gene Ontology annotation, molecular function: protein binding; protein kinase activity; ATP binding. The transcript is spliced from 2 exons. NCBI's taxonomy places the organism in Eukaryota, Viridiplantae, Streptophyta, Magnoliopsida, Fagales, Fagaceae. The coding region runs from base 96 to 3155 and encodes 1019 amino acids. Gene Ontology annotation, biological process: protein phosphorylation. The record is from RefSeq and is a predicted model, not a curated record.